UAUUGAUCUAUUUAUCUAUCUAUGUAUUUAUCUAUUUAUUUUUAGAUGUCUUCAUGUGACACGUGAACUCACCAACACCAUGAGGAAUCUGAUUGGCUCUUUGCUGCUCAUUUUGUGAAAUAAAAAGGGGAUGUGACAACAAUAUGAAACCUAUACUGAAAGCAGCCUCAGAGUAAAUUCAGCAAACGGUAGGACAAAGCACUCUUCCUCCUCCAGAUGGAAAACAGCAACAGAGAUACACUGCAGGUAGACUUGGACGCAUUUGAUCUUUCUGAAGGGCUUGGAUUUCUCCUUGAAGAGCCUUUGACUAACCUUCCCGACCAUUAUCAAGUGUGGAUGGACCUGGCAAAUAAUCUCACGCAUCUGAUAGAGUCACGUAAACUGCGGGAUCUGGUGCACAAGAUGCCCGUAUUGAGUCCCCAUCACUUGAAUAGCCAUCGGGAACUCAGACUGGCUCACCUGGCUCUGGGUUUUAUCACCAUGGGAUAUGUAUGGCAGGAGGGACAACACGCACCUGCACAGAUUCUCCCAAAAGCCCUGGCUUUGCCCUAUUGUCUGGUGUCUCGCAGGCUUGGUCUUCCACCCAUCCUGACUUACGCAGACUCAGUUUUGGCCAACUGGAAAUUAAAGGAUCCCACAGGGGAUAUGGAAAUUGGGAACAUAGAUGCAAUAUUUUCCUUCCCUGGUGGUGAGAGUUGCAGGGGAUUUUUCAUUGUCUCAUUGUUGGUUGAGAUGACAGCCAGCUCAGGCAUAACGGGAGCUCUGGAGGUGAUGCAUGCUAUGAAAAUCUCUGACCUUAUCGGGAUACAGAAAGGUCUCAUUAAAGUUACACAGGCUCUGAAGAAGAUGAAGGAAACUUUCAAACUCAUGCACAGCCAAGUGGAUCCAACUGCAUUUCAUGGAACACUGAGAAUUUUUGUCUCAGGGUGGCGAGACAACCCAAUGCUUCCAAAGGGGCUGCUGUAUGAAGGUGUGAGCAAUGAGCCAGUUUUGUUAUCAGGUGGAAGUGCUGCACAGAGCUCCGCCAUUCAGUGCUUUGAUGCCUUGCUGUGCAUCCGGCAUGAGGAUGAGACAGGGGCCUUCCUCACACGCAUGAGGGAUUACAUGCCUCCUGCCCAAUGUCAGCUGAUAGAGACUCUGUCUGCGUAUCCGUCUCUUCGGGACUUCAUCAUGUCACGCUCCAGCUCUGCCCUCUGCCAGGUCUACAACUCUUGUGUCUCGGCCCUGGUGGACCUACGAAAUUACCAUCUUAAUAUCGUUGCCAAGUAUGUCAUCGUGCCAGCUAACCAGGCCCGCGCUGUGGGCUGCCCACUCACAGGCCGGUGCACUGCCCUGGACUCCACAGGGACCGGGGGAUCCAGCCUAAUGAACUUCCUCAAGAGUGUUCGCAACAGCACCCAAAAAGCACUAAUUUCAGAGCGGCUAUGUGCGACAUGAGAAACUCAACUUUAAUUUAUAAUUUGCAUGGUACGCAAUUACUUUUUGACGGAUCCUAUUCAAGUUUAUUUCACUAUAAGGACCUACUGACUGUGUAUUUUCUAUUUAUUAUCUGGCUGCUUACUAAAACAAUCAAUAAUCUGACAAGUAUAUUUACUGAAAAAUGAUGUUUUUUUUUGCUUAUGCUAAAAAAAAAUUCUCUUAUAUUCUAAGUUUACAACUGUUUAUAGUCAAACAAGGAUCUAUUAUUCAUAGCAAGUGUUUGCAGUAUAGAAAGAACCGACUACAGAAUGUCAUCAGAAUCAAGUAUUGAAUAAUGCUGUGCAAUAAUAGUUUACAUCUAAAAUCUUAUCAUAAAGCAUACAGAUCAGUUCAAAAACUUCAUGGGAAGGUAUGCUUCUCAGACCAAAAAAGAGUUUGUUCAAGGUGCUCUUUGGAAAAAGGGAUUCAAAAAUUAGAUAUCAAACUGGAAGAAAAAUCCAAGGUACUCUCUUUAAACAUUAAAAUGCCUUUAUUCACAUGGCACGGUCAUAUCUAGACCUAAAAAACACUUCCGCGCGUUUCGGCUUCAACCCUUCAUCAGGAAGUCAAACAGGUACAAACAUACAGAUCAGUGUUGAAGUAGUUACCAACAAACAGGAAAAAAACUCCAAGGCACUCUCUUUGAGCACUAAAAUGCCUUAAUAAAUAAAUAAAUAAAUAAUAAAUAAAUAAAUAAAUAAAGGCAUUUUAAUGCUUAACCCUGUAAAACCCGACCCAUUAUAAACUAGCCACAAAAUUCACAAUUUUUGGAAUUGAAAUGUUUAUGAGCCCCUUUAACAGAAUCAAAACAAAAAAUGUUGCCAUAUCAUUUUGUUUAUGAUAUAUUUUUUGUAUCACAUUCAAUACAUUGAGCAUUUUUGGUAACUUUUUGCUCACAACGUCAACUUUAGAUACAAAAAUACAUUUUACCAAUAACAUUUUGAAAAUAUAGAACAUUUCAGGUAGUUUUUUAAUUACUAUUUAAACUAAAUACAGCCUUUUUAUUUCCCUUGAAUGGGACCAUAAUUUCAGUAUUUUUCCAUUUUCAAUCAAAUAACAUCGCAAGUGUUCUUCUUAUUAUAACUUUUUGGAAAUUACCAAGGGCUUUCUAUAAAAUGUGUGGUGGAUGAUUUAACAUUAGCAGCCAUAUGGAAAAGACCAAAAAAAAAAAAAAAAAA
Molecule: messenger RNA, 2636 nt
Organism: Sphaeramia orbicularis (orbiculate cardinalfish)
Lineage: Eukaryota; Metazoa; Chordata; Actinopteri; Kurtiformes; Apogonidae
Product: indoleamine 2,3-dioxygenase 2-like
Exons: 10
Coding region: 217-1437 (406 amino acids)
Biological process (GO): 'de novo' NAD+ biosynthetic process from L-tryptophan
Cellular component (GO): cytoplasm
Molecular function (GO): L-tryptophan 2,3-dioxygenase activity; indoleamine 2,3-dioxygenase activity; metal ion binding
Source: RefSeq, a predicted model, not a curated record